AUAUCUGAUGAGCCAUCUGGAGAUGGUCCUGAACCCUCACCAGAUGAAAACGUGCAACAAGAAUCCUCGCCAGAUGAGCUCCAACUGGGGAAAGACUCUGAAUCUUCUCCUGAUGUUGAACUCCAAGAUGUUACAAAACCAUUAUCACAUGAUGCUGAAGAGCAAAGAGAUAGUAAGCCUCCAACGGAUGGAAUAGAACAAAGAGAAUCUUCGGCACGUCAGGUUCCAGAGGAUAAUAUUGAUACUUCAGCAAGUCAACGAGCAGCAGGAAUUGAUCCUAAACCAGAAGAUGGUGAGGCAACAGUAGAUUCACCUAGUAAAGAGGCACCUGUUGCUGGCAUUCCUUCAACAGACAGCCAAGAGCAAGAUAAAUCGGAAAUUCCACCUACGAUACCACCAGUCAAACCAUCUAGCUCGGCAGAAGAACGUUUAGAAGGACAGGCAGUACCAGCGGAAGCUUCAGCAAUAAAACUAGAAAUCGAUGAGAAAGAAUCAGAAAAGAAAAUAGUAGUGGAAUCAUCAACUGCUUCUGCAGUUCCAGAAAAUCCGGAUGUGUCGAGGGAUCUGCAAUCCACUCCUGCUGUAGCAGGUGAAGAAAUAUCUCCAGAAGAGAUCGCGACUGACGAGCCAGCAAUCAAGCAAGAAUCAGCAUCGCAAAUGAGAGAUCAAGAACUUUUGAAGGCUGGAAUCCUCCCAUCGAAAUACGUCUCAUCCUCGCCAUCACCAGGACUUAAAGGAAAACGCGGAGAGAACGAGGGAAAAGAUUUAGACUUCCUUGAAGGCAACCUACGGAAGAUGUUGCAGACCGAUGUUCCCUUUUUGGAUCUUCUCAGGAUUUUUGAUACGAUUGAAAAUGCAGUGGCAAAGGAAAAGGAAAAUCAAGGCGAAGAUCUGAUCACUGAUAGGAUUCAUCGGGCCAUCUAUGAGAAGCUCGAGCGAUUAGUCAAAGCGGAAACUCCGGAAAGAUUGACAGCACAUCUGAGGGAUGUUCUUGAUGUUCUAUCAGGAAAAAUAGCUCAAUGGGUCAGAAAUAUUCUAACGGAUUCUGAGAUGAUAUUUUUGAAUGAGAAUCCUCCGAUGGUUGAGUCUGGAGAGUUGAGGAACUUUGGAGAAUGGAUUGUGGAAAUGUCGGAAAGAGCUAAUAGUUGGACUGUUUGGAUGCAAAAUAUGAUCACUGAGUUGAUGAAGAUGCAGCCGAAUCAAGUGACGAGGGCCGAUUGGCAAAAUUGGACUAGAAAUUUUGCUGAGGAUGCACUCAAAUGGAGACGAUAUUAUUUGGAAUCUGUUCAUUAUGCUCAUCAUAAUCGCGCGAUGCUUGCAGGUCGAGAGGUCGUCAAAACUGGAGAGAUAAAAUAUUCUAAGUGGUCGAUUCAAGAAAAGGUCAUCGAAACGACUGAUUUUUUGACUGAUUAGAUCAUGGGUUUUGGGUUUUCGUAAAUUUUCAAAAAGUACAAAAUGAAACGGUUAAUUAAGAGGAAAAGUAAAUCAACAAAUUGUGUUUUUAUGAUUUUUCGUGGAUAAUUUCGUUCUAUUUGCUUUCAGAUGAACGAUCACUUUUGUUUAAAAAUUAUCGCAAUUUCAUAGUGAAAAUUAUAAGAUUCAAUAAGUAGAAUUUAAAAUCAUUCGCUAU
Messenger RNA from Fopius arisanus, 1630 nucleotides. RefSeq lists its product as uncharacterized. The annotation marks the transcript as partial. The transcript has a single exon. NCBI's taxonomy places the organism in Eukaryota, Metazoa, Arthropoda, Insecta, Hymenoptera, Braconidae. The record is from RefSeq and is a predicted model, not a curated record.